CCCCUCACUCCGCCUCCAGUCGCCCUGCUUAGUUCCUCAAGUUAAAAGUGCUGUCCUGACAGCUUCUAAUUCUUUAUUCCUAAGCUGGUGUGGGGCCAGGCAGGCAGAUCAGAAGGGAGACCUAAGUCCAGAAGUGCCAUGACCAAGUCCACCCAGUAUGUGGUGGCAGCCACCCAGGAUGACCAUCCUGCCAAGACAGCCACCAAUGGGGCCUUGUCCUCUUCCAGCUCAUCCUCCGAGGAGGCUAUCCAGUUGAAGAAGGAGAUCUCACUGCUCAACGGGGUCUGUCUGAUUGUGGGCAACAUGAUCGGCUCAGGCAUCUUCGUCUCACCCAAGGGCGUCCUGGCCUACAGCGGGUCUUAUGGACUGUCCCUCAUUAUCUGGGCUGUGGGGGGCCUUUUCUCUGUUUUUGGGGCCCUCUGCUAUGCUGAGCUGGGCACCACCAUCAAAAAAUCAGGGGCCAGCUAUGCCUAUAUCCUGGAGGCCUUUGGGGAGCUCCUUGCUUUCAUACGACUAUGGACCUCUCUUCUCAUCAUUGAACCCACCAGCCAAGCCAUCAUUGCCAUCACCUUUGCCAACUACUUGGUGCAACCUUUCUUCCCAUCCUGCGAGGCACCCUAUUUGGCUGGCCGUCUCCUGGCUGCUGCCUGCAUCUGCUUACUGACUUUUGUGAAUUGUGCCUAUGUGAAAUGGGGAACCCGAGUACAAGAUAUGUCCACCUACGCCAAGGUGCUAGCCCUCAUUGCCGUGAUCAUUGCAGGCAUCAUCUGCAUUGGACAAGGGCAGACUGAGAACUUCACUGAUGCUUUUGAGGGAUCUGCCUGGGACGUGGGCAACAUUGCACUGGCUCUUUACUCUGCACUCUUCUCCUACUCUGGAUGGGACACCCUCAAUUUUGUCACUGAAGAAAUCAAGAACCCCGAAAGGAACCUGCCGCUCUCCAUUGGAAUAUCCAUGCCGAUCGUCACGGUGAUCUAUAUCAUGACGAACCUGGCAUACUACACGGUGCUGAGCCAGACGGAGAUCCUGUCGAGCGAUGCGGUGGCAGUGACUUUUGGCAAUCAAGUUUUUGGAGUGAUGAGUUGGGUCAUCCCACUUGCUGUGGCUUUAUCCUGCUUUGGAGGCCUUAAUGCCUCUAUCUUAGCUGCUUCCAGGUUGUUUUUCGUUGGCUCCCGGGAGGGGCACCUACCAGAUGCUAUCUGCAUGAUCCAUGUGGAGCGGUUCACCCCUGUGCCGGCCCUGCUUUUUAAUGGAGCCAUGGCCCUGAUUUAUCUUUGUGUGGAGGAUAUCUUCCAACUCAUCAACUACUACAGCUUCAGCUACUGGUUCUUUGUCGGCCUUUCAAUUGCAGGUCAACUCUACCUUCGCUGGAAGGAACCAUCCAGGGAACGUCCGCUCAAGUUGAGCAUCAUCUUCCCCAUCAUUUUUUGCCUGUGCACCAUCUUUCUGGUGGCUGUACCACUCUACACUGACCCCAUCAAUUCGGCCAUCGGCAUUGCCAUAGCAGCGUCUGGGCUUCCGGUCUAUUUCCUGGUGGUGCGAGUCCCAGAGCACAAGAAACCACACUGCUUACGCCGAGCGACAGCCUGUGUGACCCGGCUGAUCCAGUUAGUGUCCCUGUCUGUCCUGACAGAGAUGGACCCUCCCUCUGAAGACAAGUCUCAGUGAUGAAGAGAUGACUGCUGGGAGAGGCCGGCUUCUCCCCCCACCCCUUGCAAUGGACUCUUUCUGAGACCCCUAAUUUAUUAUUUGAUACUUGCUGCAGGAAUAUUUGUGGUGGUUUCUAUGGGGCAGAGUGGAUCUGUUUUUGGUGGCCCAGCCCAGUAAAUACGCAGUCUCCACA
Molecule: messenger RNA, 1843 nt
Organism: Candoia aspera
Lineage: Eukaryota; Metazoa; Chordata; Lepidosauria; Squamata; Candoiidae
Gene: SLC7A7
Product: solute carrier family 7 member 7
Exons: 10
Coding region: 139-1668 (509 amino acids)
Biological process (GO): amino acid transmembrane transport
Cellular component (GO): membrane
Molecular function (GO): basic amino acid transmembrane transporter activity; L-amino acid transmembrane transporter activity
Source: RefSeq, a predicted model, not a curated record